GUGACGCAUGGGAGCGUCGCAAGAGGACGUGAGAUGACAUCUUAGCUGAGUUAGUGGAGCCGGGUGGGCCGUGCUUUUCUGCGGGAUGUGUGCGGCAGCCGGCGCGCGGGUGAGGCCCGCAGAGUGACGGAACCGUGCAUUUCAGGUUGUUGUGUUGCUGGUUAAUAAAUAGUCUUCCAUAUCUGUGCUCCAUGAUCUGAGGCUUGGGAGAGCGGACACAUUUGACAUGAAGAUGGAGGCAGUUGGGAAAUGUGAAGAACUUUUAGAGUCUGAAGUGCCUUCUCGGGUCACUCAAAAGGUGGAUACACAGGCUGAUGGGAGUACGCUAGAGCUUGAGACUCCUUGUUUAAAAGAUGGUGUUCAGGAUGUUCCAGACUCUUCCGGGCUUUCCUCAAUGCCUUGUUUGCUGAUGGAAUUAAGAAGAGACUCUUCCGAAUCUCAGUUAGCCUCUGCUGAAAGUGACAAACAAACAGCUGGCAGAGUAUAUGAAAGUGACUCUUCAAACCACUGUAUGCUCUCUCCUUCCUCUAGUGGACAUUUGGCCGACUCAGAUACAUUGUCUUCCGCUGAAGAAAAUGAGCCACGCCGCACAGAAGCAAUAACAGAAGGCUGUGAUGCGGCUGUUCAAGGUGUUUCAGUAGCUCGAAAAUCCAGAAGGUCUCGAUCAGAGAGUGAAACAUCAACUAUGGCUGCUAAGAAGAACCGUCAGUCAAGUGACAAGCAAAACGGCAGAGUCACCAAGGUCAAAGGACAUAGAAGCCAAAAGCACAAAGAGAGAAUACGGCUUUUGAGACAGAAGAGAGAGGCAGCAGCACGCAAGAAAUACAACUUGUUGCAGGACAGUAGCACUAGCGACAGUGACCUCACCUGUGACUCUAGUACAAGCUCUUCAGACGAGGACGAAGUUUCAGGGAGCAGUAAGACAAUCACAGCCGAAUUACCAGAUGGCCCUCCUGUUGUAACACAUUAUGAUAUAUCUGACACCAACUCAGACCAAGAUGUGCUUAAUGUGGACAAUAUGCUUGCUGCUGCAGGGGUGAAGGACCAUAUCUCGCUUACCAACAAGGAACCAUUGGCUUCCUGGCGUACAAGAGGACUCCUCGAAGAACUGAAUGCAGAGUCAGUUCAACUGGAUCCAGUAUUAGCAGCUUGUGAUCUAAAACCUAUUACAGUGGCACAAAAAGAUGAAAUAAACAUUGCCUCAUCAGACAGUGAAGUUGAAAUUGUUGGUGUUCAGGAACAUGCAAGGUUUGUUCAUCCCAGAGGAGGUGUCAUACAAAGUGUGUCUUCCUGGAAACAUGCCGCCAGCUCUCAAUAUAUUAGCUCACACCAAACUCCAUCAUGGACAGCCCAACAGAACUGGGCUUCUCCUUCGGAAGUAGUUGAUCUAACUCUGGAUGAGGAUUCAAGGCGCAAAUACUUACUGUAAUAUUGGUCCCACUGUUUCUAUUUACUUCCUGUGGCACAAAUUUACCUUGUAAAAUUUCAGAUGCUCCCCACCAGGAGUCAUGGAACUUUUCUUUUCUAGAAGUUCUCAGCUAAUGAGCAAAUAGUUAUUAUUUUAAGCACAUUACAUUUUUUUAAUCUCUAUUAGACGGCCAACCAGAAAAAUAAAGACCUUGUCUGCUGCCUUUCCCGAUAUGACACCUACUCCAAAAACCAUCUUGAUAUUAAGCACUUUCCUUACCCCCUCUCUCUAUAUUAAUGAAUUUAAAUGCAUCAUUAAAAAUAAUAUAUGCAUAAGUAUAUUUAUACUGUUAUACUAGAAAGUAGGGUUAUUAAUGCUAUUCCUUAAGCACUUACACAGGACUUAGUUGCUUUCGUUUGAUUUAGAAGUUUUUGUUCAGGGAAUAAUUUACUCUGUUUUUUUGAGGACACCUGAUAUUCACCUUCAUAUUCUGUAGGACCUGAGCAUCUCUGACUUCUACAGAAGACAUCUCCUGACUCUGGUCAAAGACAAAGGUGUUCCACUAUAGGCCUUAUUGCAUUGUGGUAUCCUUGUGAUACAAUAUGUCUAAAAACAAAGACUAUUAAACAUAAAUGAGCAUUAGUUCACAGGAAAGAUGUACGCAAAUUGAAUUGUAUUUUAUGAAACACUGUAUGUAGUAUUGUUUUAUAAUACAGGAUAUUUAUUUGAAAUUGGUUGGAGUCGUUCCAUACCUGAUCUGCUGAUUUGUUCACGUUUUAUCUCGCUAGCAUAUUGCAACAUUACCUUUUAGAUUUUGAUGUCCUAUAAGUGCUUGUACGGGAAGGACCCAUAAUAAGACUAGUGCCAGGUAAAUGAGUAUCAGAAGAGCAAGAGGUAUUUAAAACGUUGGUCAGUUGUUAACCAAAUAGUUAUCCAACCACUGACUUGCAGGAUUUAGAUAACAAUCCUUUCUUUUUUUUUACCUAUGAUUACAAUAAAGAAUGGAGAUACCCUCCAAAUAUUCCACUUGUAUCAAAAUUUCAGAUGUUUAAGAUCUUAAUUCAACACUUUCAGACUUUUACAGACCACCGUUGGCAGCAUCCUCUCGAUUUAUGCAAGGGUUCCUGAGUCCAAACAUUUCACUACCUUCUGGGUGUUUGGGUUACAUGUUAGGGUAAAAAAAACAAACCUUUAUCCAGUAAAUGUUCUGUUUUCAGCUGUGAUCUAUAGUGAUUUGCCAUGUCUGCGAUUGCCUCUUACUCCUCACUAUCUGUAUUUCUCUUUUAAAGGUGUAUCCAGUCCACGGGUUCAUCCAUUACUUGUGGGAUAUUCUCCUUCCCAACAGGAAGCUGCAAGAGGACACCCACAGCAGAGCUGUCUAUAUUGCUCCUCCCCUAACUGCCACGCCCAGUCAUUCUCUUGCAGCUCUCGACAAGAAAGGAAGUAUCAAGAGAGAUGUGGUGACUUAGUGUAGUUUUUACCUUCAAUCAAAAGUUUGUUAUUUUUAAACGGUACCGGCGUUGUACUGUUUUUACUCUCAGGCAGAAAUUGGAAGAAGACUUCUGCCUGGAGGUUUGUUGAUCUUAGCGUUUUUUAACUAAGGUCCAUUGCUGUUCUCACACAUAACUGAAGAGUAUGGAAAGAAAACUUCAGUUGGGGGGACGGUCUGCAGAUUGCCUGCUUUGAGGUAUGUUCAGUAUAUUUUUUUUCUAGAGAGAUAAGGUCUAGAAAAUGCUGACAGUGCCUGGUAUAUUUAAGGUAAGCCUGAUGCAGUGAUUUAACAACAACUGGGAUCAUGCUUGCAAAAAGGGAUAAUAUUCAUGUUAAUAUCUAUAUUACUUAGUGUAAAAACGUUUGCAUGAUUUAGAAAUAAAAACGUUUUUUCUCUGAGGGUGAUAAAUCUUUAUUUGGGGCCUAGUUUCCACAUGGCUUGUUAGAUUACUCCUAGGAGUACUUUUUUAAGGCCCUCUGACUUUGAGUGCAUGGUGGGAGGGGCCUAUUUUCGUUUUCAGUCUGAGACAUCCAGCUUCCCUGAAUGAGUCCUCUGGCUUAUAGGACCUCUAUAGAGGGUUUUGUUCCUGCAAAAAUCAUUUUUAAGGGCAGGUAGGAGCCACAGCACAGCUGUGGCAGCUUGUUUAACUGUUUGUUAACAGGUUUAAUGUUUUUCUAAUUCGUUUUUGGGCCUGAGGGGUUAAUCAUCCAUUUGCAAGUGGGUGCAAUGCUGCUUUAGUCCCUUAUACACACUGUAAAAAAUUCGUAGAGUUUACUACUUUUUUUCCACUGUUUUGCAGUUUAUGUGGUAGUUUUUUUCUCUUAAAGGCACAGUACUGUUUUUUAUUAUUGCUUUUUUCACAUUUAUUAAAGUGUUUUCCAAGCUUGCUGGUCUCAUUACUAGUCUGUUAAACAUGUUUGACAUAGAGGAAACUCCUUGUUCAUUAUGUUUAGAAGCCAUUGUGGAACCCCCUCUUAGAAUGUGUACCAAAUGCACUGACCUUUCUAUAAGUUAUAAAGACCAUAUUAUGGCUUUUAAACCUAUAACUCCCGCUCAAGUGACGCCAAGUACAUCUAGCGCGUCCAAUGCGUUUACUUUACAAGACAUGGCGGCAGUUAUGAAUCACACCCUCACAGAGGUAUUGUCCAAACUGCCAGGGUUACAAGGAAAGCGGGACAGCUCUGGGGCUAGAACAAAUACAGAGCUCUCUGACGCUUUAGUAGCUAUGUCUGAUAUACCCUCACAAUGUGCAGAAGUUGAAGCAGGAGAGCUUCUAUCUGUGGGUGACUUCUCUGAUUCAGGGAAGGCGUUACUUCAGUCUGACUCUGCAUGUUGCUCAGGGAGGAUUUAGCGACUCUGGAUGACUGUGACACCAUUGUAGUCCCAGAGAAAUUGUGUAAAAUGGACACAUACUUUGCAGUGCCUGUUUACACUGAUGUUUUUCCAAUCCCUAAGAGGUUUUCAGAAAUUAUUACUAAGGAAUGGGAUAGACCAGGUGUGCCAUUCUCUUCCCCUCCUGCUUUUAAGAAAAUGUUUCCUAUAAAUGCCGCUACUCUGGACUUGUGGCAGACGGUCCCUAAGGUGGAGGGAGCAGUCUCUACCCUAGCUAAGCGUACAACUAUUCCUGUCGAGGACAGUUGUGCUUUCCUAGAUCCUAUGGAUAAGAAAUUAGAGGGUUUCCUUAAGAAAAUCUUUAUACAACAAGGUUUUAUUCUCCAGCCACUUGCAUGCAUUGCCCCAGUCACUGCUGCAGCGGCUUUACAGGUAGAGACCCCGUUGGAUGAUAUCCUUGACAGGCUUAAAGCUCUUAAAGGGACACUGUACCCAAAAUUUUUCUUUUGUGAUUCAGAUUGAGCAUGAAAUUUUAAGCAACUUUCUAAUUUACUCCUAUUAUCAAAUUUUCUUCAUUCUCUUGGUAUCUUUAUUUGAAAUGCAAGAACGUAAGUUUAGAUGCCGGCCCAUUUUUGGUGAACAACCUGGGUUGUCCUUGCUGAUUGGUGGAUAAAUUCAUCCACCAAUAAAAAAGUGCUGUCCAGAGUACUGAAACCAAGAAAAAGCUUAGAUGCCUUCUUUUUCAAAUAAUGAUUGCAAGAGAACGAAGAAAAAUUGAUAAUAGGAGUAAAUUAGAAAGUUGCUUAAAAUUGCAUGCUCUUUCUGAAUUACAAAAGGAAAAAUUUGGGUUCAGUGUCCCUUUAAGUUAGCCAAUUCACUUAUUUCUGAUGCCGUUUUUCAUUUAACCAAGCUAACGGCUAAAAAUUCAGGUUUUGCCAUUCAGGCACGUAGAGCGAUAUGGCUUAAAUCCUGGUCAGCUGAUGUCACUUCAAAGUCUAAACUUCUCAAGAUCCCCUUCAAAGGGCAGACCCUAUUUGGGCCUGGACUGAAGGAGAUCAUUUCUGAUAUUACUGGAGGAAAAGGCCACGCCCUUCCCCAGGAUAGGUCCAAAUUUUCGUUCCUUUCGAUACUUCAAGAGUGGCGCAGCUUCAUCUUCUUCUUCUACAAAACAAGAGGGAAAUUUUGCCCAGUCCAAGCCAGUCUGGAGACCGAACCAGGCUUGGAAAGAGGGGAAACAGGCCGAAACAGGCCAAAAAGCCUGCUGCUGCCUCUAAGACAGCAUGAAGGAGUAGCCCCCGAUCCGGGACCGGAUCUAGUGGGGGGCAGACUUUCUCUCUUCGCCCAGGCUUGGGCAAGAGACGUCCAGGAUCCCUGGGCUCUGGAGUUGUUUCCCAGGGAUAUCUUCUGGAUUUCAAAGCUUCAUCUCCAAAGGGGAGAUUUCAUCUCUCACAAUUAUCUGCAAACCAGAUAAAGAGAGAGGCAUUCUUACAUUGCGUUCAAGACCUACUAGUUAUGGGUGUGAUCCACCCAGUUCCAAAGGAGGAACAGGGGCAGGGCUUCUAUUCAAAUCUGUUUAUAGUUCCCAAGAAAGAGGGAACUUUCAGACCAAUCUUGGAUCUCAAGAUCCUAAACAAAUUUCUCAGGGUCCCAUCCUUCAAGAUGGAGACUAUUUGAACCAUCCUGCCUAUGAUCCAGGAGGGUCAAUAUAUGACUACCGUGUAUUUAAAGGAUGCUUAUCUACAUAUUCCGAUACACAGGGAUCAUCAUCAGUUUCUCAGGUUCGCCUUCCUAGACAGGCAUUACCAGUUUGUGGCUCUUCCCUUCAGGUUAGCCAUGGCACCAAGAAUCUUUACGAAGGUUCUAGGGUCUCUUCUGGUGGUUCUAAGACCGCGGGGUAUAGCAGUAGCCCCUUACCUAGACGACAUCCUGAUACAGGCGUCAACUUUUCAUAUCGCCAGGUACCAUACGGACAUUGUUCUGGCAUUCCUAAGGUCUCACGGGUGGAAGGUGAACGAAGGAAAGAGUUCUCUUUCACCUCUCACAAGAGUUUCCUUCCUAGGAACUCUGAUAGAUUCAGUAGAAAUGAAGAUUUAUCUGACAGAGGUCAGGUUGUCAAAACUUCUAACUUCCUGCCGUGCUCUUUAUUCCAUUUCUCGUCCGUCAGUGGCUCAGUGUAUGGAGGUAAUCAGAUUAAUGGUAGUGGCAAUGGACAUAGUUCCGUUUGCCCACCUACAUCUCAGACCACUGCAACUUUGCAUGCUCAAUCAGUGGAAUAGGGAUUACAUAGAUUUGUCCCCUCUACUAAAUCUGGAUCAAGAGACCAGGGAUUCUCUUCUCUGGUGGCUAUCUCGGGUCCAUCUGUCCAAGGGAAUGAGUUUCCGCAGGCCAGAAUGGACUAUAGUAACGACAGAUGCCAGCCUUCUGGGCUGGGGUGCAGUCUGGAACUCCCUGAAGGCUCAGGGUUCGUGGACUCAGGAGGAGGCCCUCCUUCCGAUAAACAUUCUGGAACUAAGAGCGAUAUUCAAUGCUCUUCAGGCUUGGCCUCAGCUAGCUGCGGUCAGGUUCAUCAGAUUUCAGUCGGACAACAUCAGGACUGUAGCCUAUAUCAACCAUCAGGGGGGAACAAGGAGCCCCCUGGCAAUGUUGGAGGUUUCAAAGAUAAUUCUAUGGGCAGAGGUUCACUCUUGCCAUCUCUCAGCUAUCCAUAUCCCAGGAGUAGAGAACUGGGAGGUGGAUUUUCUAAGUCGGCAGACUUUUCAUCCGGGGGAGUGGGAGCUCCAUCCGGAGGUAUUUGCCCAGUUGAUCCAACUUUGGGGCAAACCAGAACUGGAUCUCAUGGCGUCUCGUCAGAACGCCAAGCUUCCUUGUUACGGGUCCAGGGAUCACAAGGCAGCGCUGAUAGAUGCUCUAGCAGCGCCCUGGUCCUUCAGCCUGGCUUAUGUGUUUCCAUUGUUUUCUCUGCUCCCUCGUCUGAUUGCCAAGAUCAAGCAGGAGAGAGCUUCGGUGAUCUUGAUAGCCCCUGCGUGGCCACGCAGGACUUGGUAUGCAGAUCUGGUGGACAUAUCAUCCUUUCCACCAUGGACUCUGCCGCUAAGGCAGGACCUUCUACUUCAAGGUUCCUUCAAACAUCCAAAUCUAAUUUCUCUACGUCUGACUGCUUGGAGAUUGAAUGCUUGAUUCUACCAAAGCGUGGUUUUUCCGAAUCAGUCAUUGAUACCUUAAUUCAGGCUCGAAAGCCUGUCACCAGGAAAAUCUAUCAUAAGAUAUGGUUUAAAUAUCUUCAUUGGUGUGAAUCCAAGGGUUACUCAUGGAGUAAGGUCAGGAUUCCUAGAAUAUUAUCUUUUCUCCAAGAAGGAUUGUCAGCUAGUUCCUUAAAGGGACAGAUUUCUGCUCUGUCUAUUCUUUUGCACAAACGUCUGGCUGAGGUUCUAGACGUUCAGGCGUUUUGUCAGACUUUAGUUAGACUCAAGCCUGUGUUUAAACCUGUUGUUCCGCCAUGGAGUUUAAAUUUAGUUCUUAAAGUUCUUCAAGGGGUUCCCUUUGAACCUUUGCAUUCCAUAGAUAUUAAGCUUUUAUCUUGGAAAGUUCUAUUUUUAGUAGCUAUCUCCUCGGUUCGAAGAGUUUCGGAGUUAUCUGAUUUACAGUGUGAUUCCCCUUAUCUGAUUUUCCAUGCAGAUAAGGUAGUGUUACGUACCAAACCUGGGUUUCUGCCUAAGGUGGUAUCUAAUAAGAAUUUCAAUCAGGAGAUUGUUGUUCCUUCCCUAUGUCUUAAUCCUUUUUCAAAGAAGGAACGUCUAUUACACAAUCUUGAUGUGGUUAGUGCUUUAAAGUUUUAUUUACAAGCUACGAAAGAUUUUCGUCAAACAUCUGCUUUGUUUGUUGUCUACUCUGGACAGAGGAGAGGCCAAAAGGCUUCGGCAACUGCUCUUUCCUUUUGCCUAAGAAGCAUAAUUCGCUUAGCUUAUGAGACUGCUAGCCAGCAGCCUCCUGAAAGAAUUACAGCUCAUUAUACUAGAGCAGUAGCUUCCACAUGGGCUUUUAAACAUGAGGCCUCUGUUGAACAGAUUUGUAAGGCGGCGACUUGGUCUUCGCUUCAUACCUUUUCUAAAUUCUAUAAAUUUGAUACUUUUGCUUCUUCGGAGGCUUUUUUUGGGAGAAAGGUCUUACAGGCAGUGGUGCCUUCCAUUUAAGUUUCCUGCCUUGUCCCUCCCUUCAUCCGUGUCCUAAAGCUUUGGUAUUGGUAUCCCACAAGUAAUGGAUGAACCCGUGGACUGGAUACACCUUUACAAGAGAAAACUAAAUUUAUGCUUACCUGAUAAAUUUAUUUCUCUUGUGGUGUAUCCAGUCCACGGCCCUCCCUGUCAUUUUAAGGCAGGUGUUUUUUAUUUUUAAACUACAGUCACCACUGCACCCUAUAGUUUCUCCUUUUUUUCUUGCUUGUCUUUGUUCGAAUGAUUGGGGGUGGCAGUUAGGGGAGGAGCUAUAUAGACAGCUCUGCUGUGGGUGUCCUCUUGCAGCUUCCUUUUGGGAAGGAGAAUAUCCCACAAGUAAUGGAUGAACCCGUGGACUGGAUACACCACAAGAGAAAUAAAUUUAUCAGGUAAGCAUAAAUUUUGUUUUUGUACUUUUUAAAAAAAAAUUUUUUUUUAAAUUCAUUAACAUAUGUAAUGUUAAAGGGAACUGGCCAUAUAAUGCUUUAGUAAAAUCAUAUUUUACUUUUCUGCUUAUUAUAGGAGGAUGUGUUACUACCAGAACACAUUUAUAGUUGAUUUAUAAGCUAAUAUUAAAAUCUGUAAUUGCUGUGACUUCCAUGCAAGUACAAUGCAGAACAAGGACUCAUGCUAGGGUCAAAAGUUACACAAAGCCCUUGUACCAGAUGCCUUUACAUUAUAGGUUGAGUACACCAUAGCUGAAAAGGAUUCUGGACAAGAGCUUACAAUCAGUCGCAUGUAUGUACAAAAAGAAUAUGAUUGAGUCUGUGCUAGGCUUCCUUCAGUUGUGCACUGUUAUUGUCUCAAAUAUGUAUUUUAGUCUGUUGCUGUUUUAUUUUUUAUUGAAGACACUACUUCUGUUUCUUUUAACCAAUUUUAAGUUGUUCAAAUUAGAACACAAUCACUGGAUGUAUGUUGGUGAUGUUGGAGGAGCAAAGGAAUGCCUAUCUUAAACAUUCGUCUCCCAUCUGUCUUUAUAAAUGUUUUUUUGCUCUUCAGUAAAGUGAAUUUUGAGCCAUUGUAUGGCUGAAUAAAAUGCACUUGUUGGUUCUGUAGACCAACGGCUGGUAAUAAUACUUGGAAUUUAUUGCAGUGAAGACGAAUCAAAAUGUGGGGCAUUGAAAAGAACUGUGCUUACUUGAUUCUAUUUUCGUAGAACAAUCGUUCAGUAGCUCCCAUUAAACACUUCAGGAAAAGUUGGAUCUGCUACGUUUCGUUUUACAAUACGUUGAAAGCCCCUUUGGCUGUUACGGGAAUAAUAUAAUGAAAUCUUCAUUUUCUCUUAACUUUCCGUUUUCAUCUAGUUUUGGGGUUUGGGAGGGAAGAAACAAGAGUGUUAUAAAUACAUAUAUUUUUGGUGCAAGAUGAGACCUGUUUUUUGCAACAAGUUGUAGCAUAAAAGUUAAAACUAUUUUAAAAAUGAAUAAAAUAGAGUGAAUUAUUUAAAGAUUA
Molecule: messenger RNA, 9895 nt
Organism: Bombina bombina (fire-bellied toad)
Lineage: Eukaryota; Metazoa; Chordata; Amphibia; Anura; Bombinatoridae
Gene: ARK2N
Product: arkadia (RNF111) N-terminal like PKA signaling regulator 2N
Exons: 5
Coding region: 227-1429 (400 amino acids)
Biological process (GO): ubiquitin-dependent protein catabolic process
Molecular function (GO): ubiquitin protein ligase activity
Source: RefSeq, a predicted model, not a curated record